CCGGCCACCACCCCAAAUCACCCAAAUCCGCCGCCCCAAGCUCAAAUUUUCACUAAAAGUUUCGGUUUUACAUCAAACAUCACCUCUAGAGGCUUCUUCAUCACUCUUUGAGCAUCAAUUCAAGGUUCCAUGGCUCCUAAACGAUGAAAUGAUGCUACUUCUUCCUCUUCAUCCGUACCACGUUUCACCUCCCCGGAGAAUGAGGCUUGGUACGAUCAAAGGAAGAAGUGGAAAAUUGUGAUUGAAAAGACCGUGCACCCGGAGAUCGAAGCUCUCUAUCAACUCUCCGACGCUUUUAACAAAUUGGGAUGGGCCGUCAUGCUCACUCUGACUGGGGCAUUCUACCCGACGCUUGUACGGGAGUUCUAUGCCAAUAUUGAGAGGAAAAUGGACCCGUAUGGGGAUAUUGUGAGCACUGUUAAAGGCACAAAAAUCACCAUUAGCAAACAAAGAUUGUGCAACUUGCUUCGUAUCCCCAACGUUGGUCGUCCGGUUGAAAUGAACUCUGUAGUGGUGCUCACCGACCCCGCCUACAACGAGAUUGAUGUCAUGAACGACUAUGGUUUCGAUGAGGAGCUUAAGGCCCGUGUUCUUGAACCCCGAGAGAGACUAAUUGCAUACCUUUUGAGUUUCAACAUCUUGCCAAGAGCUAGUGACAC
This is a messenger RNA of Cuscuta epithymum, 659 nucleotides long. Lineage: Eukaryota; Viridiplantae; Streptophyta; Magnoliopsida; Solanales; Convolvulaceae. The record is from the annotation of a GenBank genome assembly.